AGUAUGACUGUGUGACAUUAUGGUUUGUUUCUGUUUGUAAAACAGUUAGUUCCAGUUCUUGAUUCUGAUUGGUCAGUAUUGUGCUUUACUCACUUUGCGUUGUGUCUAAUACAAUUUAGCAGCUUCAGGUACCUGCUAGAAAUAUUUCCGUUUAACACAUUUCCUGUUCCAUGCAUCUCUCAUCUGAAUUGAAAGUAAAAACGUUUUCUGACCUAUUUCUCUGAUUCUAGUCUUAAUACGCAGUACAAGAUGGUGCAAACAUGUACUCAGACUCACACAAUUGAUUCCAUUGAAGAGAGUUUCAAGAAAACUUUACUGCAGGGCCUGAACCAGACAACUGUUGAGAAAUGUGAUGUCAUUCUUAAUUUCUGCCCCAUUGCUUCUCGUGCUGGAACAGACAUAAGUGCUGCAGUAAACCAACUUGACAGUCUUCAAGUUUCCAAACCAGCCAUUUUGGUGGUGCUCCAUCACACGUUUGACCCUGAAAAAAUAAUACCAGACAGCAGUAAAACUGUGAACAGGGAGACAAUACAGACAGUGGACUGUCUGUUCAAUGAGGAUGUAGGAUUAAUGCAGUGUCAGAUAAAUAAAAUUGCAUUUGAAAAAGUUGCAGAAUACUUAAAAUCAAAGAAUCUAACCUCAUAUACAUGUUUGAAAGUAUCAGGGGGUCCCUUCUCCAUGGCUCUCUCAUCUAAGGGGUCCCUGUCCCAAAAAACUCUAGAAGACCAUGCAGGUCUACAUCCAUCCUCAGGAACGACAACAGAAAACAGAGAUGAUUUUUCCAGUUAUGGAUCUACAGAUAGAUUAACCCAUCCUGAAGUAGUCUCUCAGGGCCAGAGGGUUCUACAGUUCCUUAAAAAACGGCGGAGAGUCAUAUGUCCACUUUCAUUGUUUUGUAUUGUGGUGGUGGGGGUGUUUGUGGUUUUAUAUUGCACAAAAAUUAUUUAAUGUUGAAUUCCUGUUAUUGUUAUGACAAAGAAUGGAAUUUGUAUUUAAACAAACUAUCCUAUAUUAAAAAUAAAGAAAAAGUUACCAAAACUGUAGCUAAAA
Molecule: messenger RNA, 1050 nt
Organism: Paramisgurnus dabryanus
Lineage: Eukaryota; Metazoa; Chordata; Actinopteri; Cypriniformes; Cobitidae
Source: RefSeq, a predicted model, not a curated record